UAGCUCCAAUUACUUGUUUAGAGACUUCCUCGAGGCAUAUUGGUAUGCCAUUUCGUCGGGAGUGCGUGUGAAGCGUGUUAAGGAUGGUAGCAGCCGUGAGUCAAGGCUGAGCUCGGAGAGCUAUCAAGUUCCACCUUUACUAUGUUGUGUUGGGGUUUACUUUUCCUAUGCCACGUUUCUUCCAAGAAGUGCUCUGCUCUAUGAGAUGUGCCCCUGCCCAAUGUUCUCCGAACGCGAUCCAUAUGAUGGUGGGAUUCCACAAUCUAAGCCAAUUCUUUGACUUAGAUUUAACCGUCAAUGAAUUUUGGUACUUCUUUGGAAUAGGUCACAUUGAUGGAGUUGGGCAGCUGUGAUCUCGCCAUAGGCUUUUUGAUAACUCAAGUAAGGGAGAUCAUGACUGAGCCAAUGAGACAUUGAAGAUAAGUGGAGAAUGGGAAUCUAAUUCUUCCCCCGAGCUACGUGUACCAUUGGUCUUCAUAUCCGAUUCGAAAUUUAGCUCCACUCUUAAGACUUUUCUAGACAUAAAGAAAGUUCAUGUUGCUCUGGGUAUCCCCUCCAAGUACCGUGAAAGAUGUUGGCUGCUUAAUCAUCUUCGUAGGGAAAAAUGUGGGUUGCCUUUGAGAGAGGAGAUAAAACGAAUCAAGUCUGAGGCUUUGGCUCAUCCUAUCAUUGUGGUAGAGCCUCCUACAAAUGAAGGUGGGAAAAAGAGCCUUCCCCACCUGCCCAAGAGAUGCCUGCUGAGAAGAAACCGAAGAUUCCUUCCGUUGCUCGUGAGGGUUCACCGACUACUCCCAAACUUGUGAUUAACUUGACCUCCUCUAAGGGCAAUAAAGAGGAGGUUGCUAGAUCUAUGCCCGUGGCACUUGCCAUUCUGAAGGCUGCUAGCUCGAUUGCGGAAAUGAUUGCCCAACGUAGAAGUUCCUCUGUGUUUUCGGUGCCGAAGUUUGUGCUAAAGCCUCUGUCUGGGGCUAAGUCUGGUUCACCUUUAGAGAAGCUUGCUACCAUGAAGAGUGACAAGGUGCCCUUGCCUACUAAAGUAGCGCCAAAAUCUUUUCCCUCUACUGCUGAGAUUGACUCGUCUGUUGAGAAGAAUGAGACUGUUCGCGUAGGCAAUCGUGAGAAAUUCACCAAGUCUGUUUAUAGGAAAGCUUAUGAGAUUUGUGUGCUCUUGGAGCCAAACCUGCUUGAAGAUAUGGAUGUAUGUGCCAAGUUUGUUGAUGGCGUCAAAUGAGUUGUUGGCCUAAGUUCCUUGCGAAGCAUACGACCGAGUAUAGAAAGACUGCUCUGCUGGCCAUGAUGCAGAAAAUGGAGAUUCUGUUAGCUGAGUCUAUGCUUCUUGAUCAAGAGGAUACCAAGGCUGCUAAGGAAGUGGCAAGAACUGUGGCAGUCGAAGCUUACUCCUCGACCGAGAAAGUCAAGAGAUUGGAAUCUGAACUUGCUGCUUUGAAGGGGAGGGGUCUAAUAUCUCUGCCUCCACUUCUCUGUAGCUUGAGAUCACUCACUAAGAGAUCGUGGAUUUGAAGACUAGGCUUGACGCAAUCCAAGUAAAGUACGAAAGUGCAGAGAAGGAGAUCGAGUGUUACAUACCUUAAAUUCAAGAUCUUGAACUUCAAGUGUUUGAACUCCAAGGUGCUUUGAAGAUUAACGAAAAUUUAAAGAAAGAAGUGGAGGAGCUGCAUCGGGUUCGUGCUUGACUACUCGAGGAGAAUGAGCAGUUGAAGGGUUCGGGGCUUCAUUUACUCAGAGUCAAGCCGAUUUCUACAACCUAGGUUAUGUAGAUCAUCUCUUUGGAAGACAGUCUGACUUUGAGUUUUCUAGUAAAGACUUCGAGACAUUCUCUAGUUCUCCAGAAGACUUGCUCGCCUUUACUUUUGAGUCCUGUAUUACUGAAGUAGUCGGAAAGGUUGGUGCUCAGGUUGUUGAGGGCGAAGCACCGGAUGGUGCCGCUGCUGAAGGCAUCACGACUACUGAAGGUAUGGCAACCGAGUAGUUGUGGGAUGUCCAAGCUACUGAAGAGUAGUCUUUUAGGUAGCCUUUAGGAUUUUUUGUUCUUCCU
This is a messenger RNA of Malus domestica (apple), 2056 nucleotides long. The record is from RefSeq and is a predicted model, not a curated record. NCBI's taxonomy places the organism in Eukaryota, Viridiplantae, Streptophyta, Magnoliopsida, Rosales, Rosaceae.